AUGCCUCAAGCAAACUCUUCAAUACGGUACUAUGCCGAGUAUGAGCAUACUCUUCGAAAAGCCCAUGAACGAUCCAAAUCAUCCCCACCAUCUUCGGCUUCUUCUUCUCGAACCUCUUCGGCAGUCUCCCUCCAGCCGACCUCAUCUGUGGCGGAAUGGUGCCAUCAGAUGCAUAUGAUACAAAGUCGGAAAUACGAAUGGUGUCAAGGAUGCCAUCCCAAGCCUCCGACCUUGAAUGUACCUUCAGAGAAGAUUCUGCGACAGCAGAGAAUUAAUCACGAACCGGGUCAUGCCUACGAAUGA
This is a messenger RNA of Rhinocladiella mackenziei CBS 650.93, 303 nucleotides long. RefSeq lists its product as uncharacterized. The transcript has a single exon. The record is from RefSeq and is a predicted model, not a curated record. The coding region runs from base 1 to 303 and encodes 100 amino acids. NCBI's taxonomy places the organism in Eukaryota, Fungi, Ascomycota, Eurotiomycetes, Chaetothyriales, Herpotrichiellaceae.